Molecule: messenger RNA, 1590 nt
Organism: Adineta steineri
Lineage: Eukaryota; Metazoa; Rotifera; Eurotatoria; Adinetida; Adinetidae
Source: the annotation of a GenBank genome assembly
AUGUUAAUCCGUUCUCUUCCAGUAAUUAUGGGUCCAAAACCCAUUAAAAAAAAUAAUCAAAAAGACGAUACUGCUAAUUCAAUGAGCGAAUUAGCCUUUGGAUCCACUGUGGAUGAAUUUGAAACAGGACAAGAAGAUGAAGAAUAUUGGCUCGAUGAAAACGAUGAGAAACAGCUUGAUGAAAUGGCUACUGGCUAUACUGAAAUGAUGGCUCUAACUGAAAAUCUUCGACCUGGAUGGAAAAUCUUUGAAGUUGGUGUUGCGACAGACAUAUCAUCUUUAGAUGAAUCUGUCAAUAAGUCCACACAGGAAAAUAAUGAUCCAACAAACAAUUUAUCGGUCGACAAUAAAGAACAAAAAUCCAAUAAUAAGCCACAGGGCAGCAGUAAAAGAAAACCAGACUGUUUAACACCACCGAAACCAGCGACUGGGCCAAACAAGGCUACCCGUGGCGAUUCGGACGCACCUGUAGCGUCCUCAAAAUCAACAAAUACUUCAUCGAGUACUAAUUCAAACCAAAAAAAAUUACAAUCAACAUCCGAUACAUCAAAUUCUGCUGAUUCAAAAGACGUUCAAAAGGAACCUGAUACACUAUCUACAAAAGAACAAAUCUGUUCGACGACACAAUCGUCAGGGUUGGCAAGUGCCAAUGAUGAGCAGCCUAUCCAAAAAUUAAAAUCAUUGGUAGGCGAGCGUAUUGAUGCUCAUUGGCAACAUAAGAACAUUAGAGAAAUCUUUUACAAUGGUAAUCAAAAAGAUACUGAAAAGAUUUUCCGACAAUUAUUGGAAAAACUGAGCAAGUACAAUAAUAAAUCAGGAAAUGACACUUUGUUGCGUGCUCUUACACAACGAGGUGAUAAUCCUGCUUUCUUAACAGCUGCCGAGGUUGAUGAUGGUCGCCGUCUCAAUGACUAUAUGUCACAAGAAAUCGAGGUUGAUGGUACGAAAGUCACUCGCAGGAAAUUAGCUUAUCAAAAAGGCGUCGAAACAAGAAAAAAAGAAUUCCAAAAAGACGGUCGCACGACGAAUACUUAUGAACAAGCAGGUCGAAAAAUAUCUGCAACACGAACUAGAAAAUUCCAAAAACCCGAUGGCUCGUGGGCGACAAUUGCAACAGAAGCAGUUGAAAAAAGUACCGCAACAAUGGCUAAAGAAUUCCAAAACGUCGAUGGCACGACGACAACAAUUUUUAAUGAAAGAAGUAAAAACGCAACCAAAACAAGAACUACAACGAUGGUUACCCUGGAGAACGGCUGUAAAGUGAAUAUAGACCAAAAAGGAGCUAGUAAUCCAGAGAAUGAGCAUACCGAAAGAGCACCAGGUAGACGUGAUACAUCAAUUUUUGAAAGACAUGGAAUUAUACCAACGACCAGAACCACCCCAUACGCAUCACCAUCGCCUACAUCAGCAUCAUUAUCAACUCCACCACUAAUAACACCAUCUACAUCACCAUCCACCCAAGAUCAAACACCACGACCAUCCUCAAGAUCCAGCUUGGUAUUCUACAACACCAGUUGUCCCCAAGAAUAUCACCAGACCACCGUCAACCUAUCGAACGAUUCCGAUAGUGAUCAAGUCACUCAAUGUUAA